Messenger RNA from Bufo gargarizans (Asiatic toad), 1149 nucleotides. Its product is annotated as nodal homolog 2-A-like. Gene Ontology annotation, cellular component: extracellular region. The coding region runs from base 4 to 1149 and encodes 381 amino acids. The transcript has 3 exons. The record is from RefSeq and is a predicted model, not a curated record. Gene Ontology annotation, biological process: BMP signaling pathway; SMAD protein signal transduction. Gene Ontology annotation, molecular function: cytokine activity; type I activin receptor binding; growth factor activity. NCBI's taxonomy places the organism in Eukaryota, Metazoa, Chordata, Amphibia, Anura, Bufonidae.
GAAAUGUCUUGGUUGACUGUUCUACACUUCACCCUCCUUUCCAUGGUUCUGGGAAUGCCUUCUUCUCUACCAGGGAAUCAAACAAGGAUUCCUCUUAAACAUUCAAACCUUGGUUUGAAAACUUCAUCCAGUCUACAUGAAAAGACAGACUCCCAGAAGAUGAAAUACUCUCCUUUCAUGAUGCAGCUCUAUCAGACCCUCAUCAUGAAGAACAUAACAGACCUUUCCAGCCUGGAACACUCCGUUCUUCAAGAUUCUGACACCAUUUUAAGCCUCUCUGCCAAAAGUUGCUCUCAACUGACAAAUCAUUGGGUGUUAUCCUUUGAUAUAUCAUCCCUCACAAACAACAAUGAAAUACAAUUGGCCGAGCUAAGGAUGCAGCUUUCUUCUACUGAGAGAAACCAUGAAGUGACUCUUGACAUCUAUCACAGUGAAGAAGGCAGAUUAAAGAUCUUUCUGGGGUCAAUGAAAGUUGACCUUAGUACUGAAAACGUAUCAACUUUAAAGACUGUCAAUGUCACCAGAAUUAUACAAUCUUAUUUCCAUCAAGAAAAACUUUAUAAUAAUCAAAAAGACAUGAAGUACAAGGGAACAUUCAAGAAUGGCCAAGGAAACAGCUGUAAAGAGGUGUCAACUGAAAGAAUUAUGUUGGUGGUCUUUUCCAAGGACACUCCUUCUAAUAACCUCCAUGGAUAUCCCAACCUCAUCCAGACAGUUGAGUCCUCUAAAUAUGUGAUGACCCCAGUGUCUGGUACUAGGAUACUUAGGAAAGGUAGAAAUGCAAUGCAUGGCAUGAUCAUGGCCAACUUUCCCACCAAACCUAUUGAAGAUGGAAGACCCUUGUGUAGAAGAGUGGACAUGAUUGUGGACUUUGAAAAGAUUGGAUGGGGAGACCAGAUAAUCUAUCCCAAGAAGUUCAAUGCAUACAGAUGUGACGGAGCCUGUCCCACCCCUCUGAGCGAGAUCUUUAAGCCAACGAAUCAUGCCUACUUUAAAAGUUUGUUGAAGUUGUACAAUCCAGACACAAUUGGUUGUUCCUCGUGUGUCCCAGUGAAGAUGAGCCCAUUAUCAAUGUUGAUGUAUGAAGAAGGAAAGGUGGUCUUGAAGCGCCAUGAAGAUAUGAUUGUUGAAGAAUGUGGAUGUCAUUGA